Molecule: messenger RNA, 1213 nt
Organism: Musa acuminata AAA Group (dessert banana)
Lineage: Eukaryota; Viridiplantae; Streptophyta; Magnoliopsida; Zingiberales; Musaceae
Product: zinc-finger homeodomain protein 8-like
Exons: 1
Coding region: 247-1053 (268 amino acids)
Biological process (GO): regulation of DNA-templated transcription; regulation of developmental process
Cellular component (GO): nucleus
Molecular function (GO): DNA-binding transcription factor activity; transcription cis-regulatory region binding
Source: RefSeq, a predicted model, not a curated record
GCUGGACGAAGGUUAGGAGGAGGGUUUUAUCCCGCGACGGAAGGUUAGAAAGGAGGUGGGCGGGCUUAUUACCGAACAGUUGGUGGGCGGUCGGGUGACGGAUUAAGCUCUUGGAUCCGAAUGGUGUCAAGAUUUGGGGGCUGGAUACCUGUUCCGCGAUUAUAAAGGGUUAAUUUCGGCGUGUGGGAGCGCGGAGAAAACCCUCGCUUUGGGCCUGUCUACCGCUUAACAAGAAAGCGACAGCUGAUGGAUUUAAGCGUGGUACCUUAUAAGGGGGGGAGCGAAGAGGCGGCGGAGGCUGCGGGAGGCGGCGGUGGAGGGGGCAGGUACCGGGAAUGCCUCCGCAACCACGCGGCAGCGAUGGGAGGGCAGUCCUACGACGGGUGCGGUGAGUUCAUGCCGGGCGGUGAGGACGGGAGUUUGGAGGCCCUUAAGUGCGCCGCUUGCGGAUGCCACCGCAACUUUCACCGGCGGGAGGGGAUUUCCGUCGCCGGGCCUCGGCCGCCGCCACCCCUCCUCCUCUACGGCCCCGGCGCCCCCGCCGCCGCGUGGGAUCACAGCAAGCUAGUGCAGUCGCCUCCACCGCAGUUCCCCGCCUUCCUGCCAUCCCCGCUACCGCUAACGUACCACGCGAUGCAGCCGCCGCCUCUCGCCGCGGCCCCGCCUCCGCCGUGCCGGGAGGCCGCGCAGGACCGUAGCUGCCGGGUGGGGUCGGAGACGCCGCCGCGGCGCGAGGAGGCAGCGGCCGAGGCGGCGGGGUCGCGGAAGCGGUUCCGCACCAAGUUCACGGCGGAGCAGAAGGAGAAGAUGCAGGCCUUCGCGGAGAAGCUGGGGUGGCGCGUCCAGAAGCAGGACGACGUCGCGCUGGACGAGUUCUGCCUUCAGAUCGGCGUCAAGCGCCACGUCCUCAAGGUCUGGAUGCACAACAACAAGAACCACCUCUCCUCCGCCUCCUCCUCCUCUGCCUCCCACUCCGUUGCCGCCGCCGCCGCUGCCGCUGCCGCAGAGCCUUCCACCCGCGAUGCCGCCUCCGCCGCGCCCAUCCGGGUCUAGUCCCACCCGUAUGGUGCAUAUUGUAUCAGCAUAAUAACACAAAGGUAGCAAGCUAUGGAAACUGACGAGCUCUUGGAGGUGUUGCUUUUGUCAACCGGAUCAGUAUGGUCGGUUUAAGAUUAGUGUUAGUUCCUAAUUCCACGUCCCUCCCCUGUGCCAA